CAGUCCAUUAGGUGGCGGCAGGUGGUGCGGGAUAUUGAUAGCGGAAGAAAAAGAUUUUGGCGCAUGCGCCUUCCCCCCAGUAGCGUGUAUUAAGUAGACGUUAGCAGUGCAAAGUACGUGGCAGAAAACUUUCGACAUGGAGGUAGCUGCACUCUUCGCAUUGACUUUAUUACUGGGUGCACUAGUUAUUCUGGUCGCAUUAGCGGUGGGCAGGCGGAAAGAAGAAAUAAGAGAGGAAAUAGAGCAAGCGGCGGAGUUUGCCGCUGAAGGCAGCGUUGUGAAGGGCCUUGCAUCAAAGAAACCAAAGCAGGAGAAGCAGCGCAGCCGUAAGGAUAAAGCUUUACAGCACACUUUCAGUCAUCCCCUGUUGGCAGCCUCACUGAAGAGCCACAGUGCAAACGUGACAUGCCUGGAUUUCAGCAGUAACGGGAAGUACCUGGCGUCGUGCGCUGACGACCGCACCGUCCGGAUCUGGAGCACCAAAAACUUCCUGGAGCGAGAACACAAGUGUCUGAGGGCCAAUGUGGAGCUGGAUCACGCCACGCUAGUCCGCUUCAGCCCGGACUCCAGGGCGUUCAUCACCUGGCUGGCCAACGGCGACACCAUUCGAAUCUUCAAAAUGAUCAAAAAGGAAGACGGCACUAUGACUUUCAAAGCUGCCUCUGAGGACUUUCCACAGAAACACAAGGCCCCCAUCCUCAACAUUGGCAUCGCAGAGACAGGCAAGUUCAUCAUGAGCGCCUCCACCGACACCUGCAUCCACAUCUGGGACCUGAAAGGAGAAGUCCUGGCCUCUAUCAACACUAACCAGAUUACCAAUUCUUAUGCUGCCGUCUCCCCAUGUGGCAGGUUUGUAGCGUCGUGUGGCUUCACUCCUGACGUGAAGGUGUGGGAGGUUUGCUUCGGGAAGGGAGGAGAGUUCAAAGAGGUGGCGCGAGCUUUUGACCUGAAGGGCCACUCUGCAGGAGUUCACGCAUUCGCCUUCUCCAAUGACUCUCACAGAAUGGUGACCGUCUCCAAGGACGGUACGUGGAAGCUGUGGAACACAGACGUGGAGUACAAAAAGCAGCAGGACCCCUACCUGCUGAAGACGGUACCCUGCGUGUCAUCUGAAGGUAGCCGGGUGGCCUUGUCUCCAGACGGCCGGGUGGUGGCCAUCAGCGACGGCAGUAACCUGGCUCUGUACAACGCCGCCAGCGGGCAGCUGGAGGAGGAGCUGCACGGCGUCCACAGCGAGGAGAUCAACGAUCUUAGAUUUGACAUUAACGGGCGCUUCUUGGCGUGCAGCGGCGACAAGGCCAUCCGAGUGUUUCACAAUGCCCCGGGCUACCGGGCAGCCAUCAGAGACAUGCAGGACAUGCUGAAGAAGGCCCAGAACGAGGCCAUGAAGCAGAGACUGCAGCAGCAGAUCAGAGAGGCUCAGAGCACGCUGGACACUGUGCUGGCUGCUCCUAGCGACUGAAAGAGCCCCAAGAAACUACGCUCUGAUCGGGAUAGUGUCUGACUGACUGCUAAUCUUUUUUGCAACCUCAACUCUCCCUCUGCCACUAAAUGGUCCGGGAAUCUUGAAAUCUGCAUGCAGUUUUAAUAAAGGAACAUCUUUUUAUGGAAAAAAAUAAAAUGAUUUGAGUUCAGA
This is a messenger RNA of Sander lucioperca (pikeperch), 1636 nucleotides long. RefSeq names its product transducin beta like 2 (gene tbl2). The transcript has 7 exons. Gene Ontology annotation, cellular component: endoplasmic reticulum. Gene Ontology annotation, molecular function: protein binding. Gene Ontology annotation, biological process: endoplasmic reticulum unfolded protein response. The record is from RefSeq and is a predicted model, not a curated record. NCBI's taxonomy places the organism in Eukaryota, Metazoa, Chordata, Actinopteri, Perciformes, Percidae. Bases 137 to 1462 code for a protein of 441 amino acids.